AUGGCGGCUACAUCUCCUCUAUCCCAAGCGUGGGAUAACCAAGUAGUUGAUCGCGUAAAGCACAUCAUCAAAGUGCUGGAGGAUGACGCCACCUUCUCGGACGAUGAGGUACCAGGCCUCAAAAGUCUCUUGUCCGACUUUGCCUCUGAGGCUGAGAAAGAUGAGAAGGUUUCGGAUGUUGAGUUUCAUCGACGCCUCCUUCGGGUCUUCAGAGACUCCAAGACUGAUCAUACCUAUGAAACGACGCUGGCACGGCUGACACCCGGGGAGAGAAAGCAGAUUGAAGAUUUUGUUGGCAAACCGGAUCGCAAAGAUCUGGGUCCAAGUGUCGUCCUGGAGCCGACUCUUAGCUGCCGUGAGGAACUUCUCAAGGAACAACAACCAGAUUCUCUUGCACAUCCGAGAUCCUCCCAUUUUCGUUGGAGGCCGCGCAUCAUUGGUAGCAGGGGCACCUCGGACUAUAAGGCUGAGUAUGAUCCUGCAAGCUCCUCUUAUGGCAAGUUCGAUCCGACACUCCAGCCACGCAGAAACCUUCCAUUUCAGAAUUGGGGCCUCAAUAUUUCCAACAAACCGAAACUUACGUAUUUUCCUACGUCCACGGCACAAAUUCAAGGCAUUGUGAAAUUCGCGAAAAAAGCCAACUUGAGCGUUAGGUGCGCAGGAUAUCGACACUCGUGGUCGCCCAUCUUUGGCAAGAAUGACCAGAUCUUGAUCUCACUACUUGAUUACAAGACGGCCACGGCUCUGCCAAACUAUGAAUCGUUACCAUGGGGACAGUCAUCACCUACCGAGCUGGAAACAAUCGAGAUGGCACCUGGGCAGCCUCGGAAAAAAGGACACAAGCUCGUCCGUAUCGGUUGCGCAACAACAAAUGAAAGACUUCGCCGGUGGUGUAUCGAGCACAAGGCUGUCACUAUUCCUCUCAAUGUCAUCAUGGUUGAGAUUACGAUCGGAGGCAGCAACGCACCAAUCUGCCACGGCGCAGGUCUUCAGAAUCAGACUCUCAGUGAUCUUGUUCGUAAGAUCGAAUAUGUCGAUGCGAACGGUGAGUUGCGGUCUGUUUUAAACACGGAGCAUCUGAAAGCGGCUAGUGGAUGCUUUGGUCUCAUGGGUAUCGUGACGCACAUCACCAUGGAGUUUCCACCCAUGAGCUAUGCGCAGCUCGCUCCCAGGAAGAUGCCUGUCAUCCAAGCAGUACCCCCACCACCGAAUCUUGCCGAAAAGGACAUUCCCCCAGCUCUCCUCAAAAACUGGACAUCCUUAACUCCUGCUGAAAGGGAAAAAUGCCAGGUGGACUUCGAAGAGCGUGCGACCAAUGACUACUAUGCUGAGUGGUUCUGGUUCCCAUAUUCUGAUGAUGCUUGGGUUAACACGUGGAAAAACACCCUGGAAGAAGAAGGCGUCGUCGAUCAUUUCCCUGACAAGAAGCACAUCUAUUUCUCAUUUAUCCAAACUGUCGCGGUAAACAUUCUACAGAAUGCUAAAAUAAUCCACAAGUUGAUCGACGUUACGAACAUGUCGGAAGCUGCCGUGACACUCCUUUCAAUCGCUGCAAUGAAGGCACUCCCAACGAAGGAAGUCAAAGCUUAUCUUCCAGAUGCUUUGCAUUUCCAGCGAGCUAUCCAAAACGUCAGAGUUCGGAAUCUCGAGGUUGAGAUACCAAUUGUUGGGGAGAAAGAUGGGCUAAAAACCAAGAGAUACUUUUCCGUCGUUCAGAGGGCUUGGUGGGACGCCAUUCUCACUACUUAUGCAAACAGCCAAAGCUGUCCUAUGCGGAUGCCUCUUGAGAUGCGCAUCAUGGGUGAUAGUAAUGUGAUCAUGGCGCCACAGCGCGGCAACAAAUUUGGCACAUGCAGUAUAGAGAUAUUGACUCUAAACAGCGCAAAGGAUAUCUGGAAACCAUUCGCACAAACAGUUCUUGACAAAUGGAUGUCAUUGGAGAAUCCUCUAACAAAACAAAGUUUGAAGAUACGCCCGCAUUGGGCCAAAGAGUGGUACGAUUACGAGGUUGAUAUUGACGGGAUUCGCAAACCGUGGAUCGAGAAACUCAAAUUAGACUACGCGGGUGAGAGGCGGGAGUUCUGCAAUAUUCUUACCAAGAUUGGGGAAGAUGCCAAGACGGAGAAAGAUGCUGGCUGGUCACUAGCCGAUAUCAAAGCCAGGUUCUCGAAUGAUUUCUUUGAUGAAUUCUUCUUUAAUUAA
Fusarium poae is the source of this 2202-nucleotide messenger RNA. RefSeq lists its product as uncharacterized. Bases 1 to 2202 code for a protein of 733 amino acids. The transcript is spliced from 3 exons. Gene Ontology annotation, molecular function: D-arabinono-1,4-lactone oxidase activity; FAD binding. The record is from RefSeq and is a predicted model, not a curated record. Gene Ontology annotation, cellular component: mitochondrion; membrane. NCBI's taxonomy places the organism in Eukaryota, Fungi, Ascomycota, Sordariomycetes, Hypocreales, Nectriaceae.